This is a messenger RNA of Hymenoscyphus albidus, 2166 nucleotides long. NCBI's taxonomy places the organism in Eukaryota, Fungi, Ascomycota, Leotiomycetes, Helotiales, Helotiaceae. The record is from the annotation of a GenBank genome assembly.
CUUGAUUGAUCUGCCACCACCACCCUCACAGUGCACCGCGACAGCUGCCACCUUCCACCUAGCUGCACCCUUCUUCCGACCAAUCUACACAUCUCGACUGUGGGUGUGUGGUCUACCAUUGCCUGCAAUACUGCAACUUCUUUUUCUGACCUCCACGGAAUCGGUCAUUCCACUUUCUCCCCGCGCCUGCCUGUGCCUGUGCCAGCGCCAAAACCAGCGCCAGAAACGUCAAAGCCAACACCACCGAUCCUUCGCCCUGCACUGCGCAUUCCAACUACCUUUGAAUUUUCCUAGAGCGAGGUUCCCAUCGUCAAGAUGGCCGACAACAACGGUAUUAUGGCGCCGACCACGCUGAAACGCAAGAAUAAAAAGGGUCUGUCUCUGGCUGCUCCAACCCCGCCGCCUCCACGCCCCGCAGAGGCCGAAAAAACAGACUUGGAGAUCGGCAUCGAAUACAAGUUGGACUUGAAGAGAGAGGAUCUCGAGGUAAUGAAGGAGCUCGGACACGGAAAUGGAGGAACGGUUAGCAAAGUACGACACCUGGCGACAAACAUGGUUAUGGCGAGAAAGGUAUGCCAGAGAGAUUCUUUCCCGUGCAACGGAUGCAAACAUGAGCUAAUGAACGCACUUGCUAGGUCAUCCACGUUGAAGCUAAAACCGAGAUGCGGAAAAGAAUCGUUCGAGAACUCCAGAUUAUGCAUAGCACCAAUUCCAUCUUCAUCGUCAAUUUCUAUGGUGCCUUCUUGAGCGAGAAUAGCGACGUUAUUAUGUGUAUGGAGUACAUGGAUGUUGGGUACGUCGACAUAUUGUUUUGGUAAAAGUGGAUGCUAAUGUAUCUCUUAGUUCCCUAGAUAGUAUUUCCAGGCAUUUCGGUCCAGUACGAGUCGAUGUUCUUGGUAAGAUCGCAGAAGCAACUCUUGGAGGACUGACUUACCUUUACACCACCCACCACAUCAUGCACCGAGACAUUAAGCCUUCAAAUAUUCUAGUAAACUCCAAGGGCCAAAUCAAGCUAUGCGAUUUUGGUGUUUCAGGAGAGCUGGUCAAUUCGGUCGCAGACACCUUCGUUGGUACAUCUACCUACAUGGCGCCCGAAAGAAUCCAAGGACAAAAGUACACGGUUAAAUCUGAUGUCUGGAGUUUCGGUUUGUCCAUCAUGGAGUUGGCCAUUGGUAAAUUUCCGUUCGAUGCCAGUGAACAACUAUCAGAUGGAGAUGGAGCACCUGCCGGUAUUCUUGACCUUCUUCAGCAGAUUGUCUAUGAGCCAGCACCAAGACUUCCAAAGAGCGACGCCUUCCCAUCCAUUCUCGAGGAUAUGAUUCAGAAGUGUAUGGCAAAAACCCCAGAGGAUCGACCAACCCCUGCAGAGCUAUAUGUAAGUCCUCUUUGAGAUGCUGCUCAUCAUUUCUCGCUAACCAUUUUUAAGGAGCGUGAACCCUUCGUACAAGCAGCCAAACGAACUCCAGUAGACUUGAAGGAAUGGGCAGUUGGCAUGAUGGAAAAGGACAACCGUAAAUCUCAUCUUGCGCCUCAACUAUCCCCCUCAACCCAAGCCCUCCUUCGUUCCAGCGACUCUCCUACAACUCAAGGCCCUUCUCCAUCAAACGAUUAUUCCCUUCCAACACCCACCUCUGGCGAUAUCCCAAUUGGAAAGAUAGACGUACGCUCUGCUGCAGCCUUACCACAUGAGAACGGUCGAUCGCCUACUAAGAAUGGUUCCAUGAGCCUUGGCCGUGCUUCAGGAGCAGCUGUUCAUCCAGGCCUUCCUGCGCGAGUAGCCACCACCAACUCGGUACCAAGAUUGACUACUAUCAAUGGUCCAGAUAGCAGUUCAAGCGGUCCUUCGAGUGCAAAUGCUGCUACAUUCAGUACAACCACACUCCCAAUGCGACCUGCACCUCCCGCUGGCCCUCUACCACCACCACCAGUUCCAAAGAAAGAAGGCGGCGAUCACGACAGCGGUCGAAAGGAAAACAGAAGACAGGCAACGUUCGGGAACAACGGCUUAUAUGGAAACACAUACCCAGCAGGAGGAGCUGGCUCGGGUGCUAAUUACUAGAGUCUCUCUCGGGGGUUUGGGUUUUUCACUUUGAAUAUGGUUGUUACACUUAUUCAUGCAUAUCCUCGGCGUUUCAGCCUACCUUUUGACAUAUGUCGAGAUUUUCU